Orbicella faveolata is the source of this 1099-nucleotide messenger RNA. Its product is annotated as calcyphosin-like protein. The record is from RefSeq and is a predicted model, not a curated record. NCBI's taxonomy places the organism in Eukaryota, Metazoa, Cnidaria, Anthozoa, Scleractinia, Merulinidae. Gene Ontology annotation, molecular function: calcium ion binding.
AUGCAGUUUUCAUGGAUCAUAAUUUGGAAGAUAUGCAAUGAACCUUGUGUUGUCAUUUUUCAGCCGCCUAUGAGUAAAGCUCGAAAAUCUAUAAUAGCUGAAGCAUUUAAUAAAUUAGACAAGACUGGAGAUCAAGUCAUUACCAUUGAGGACCUCAAGGGAGUUUACAAUGUUAAGAUGCAUCCAAAAUACCAGAAUGGAGAGAUGACAGAAGAACAGAUUUUUAUAAAGUUUUUAAACACUUUCGAGGUUGGCAGUGCUGAAAUGGAUGGAAGGAUUACUCGAGAUGAAUUCAUGAACUACUAUGCUGGUGUCAGUGCUUCUAUAGACAAUGAUGCUUACUUCCUCCUUAUGAUGAAGAAUGCCUACAAACUGUGAAUAUGCGCCAAGCUUCCUGUUAGAAUUGUACAACUUAGAACUACAGAGCUAUGUGGUGUACAGUCAGUGCUGGUGGCCAUGGAGAGGUGGUCUAGAAAUUAGUUGAUUGUUGGCAGCCUUUGGAGUAGCCACUCCUAUAGAGCACAUGCAACAUCACAGGAAUUUGUACAUACAAUUGUGACAGCAUUUAAUGCUUUCAGAAACAUUAUAUUUACUUAAAAUAAAUAUAACUUUCAUGGAAAUUAAUGACCAAUUUUUACUUUCUUUUUACCCCAUUGCGACGCACUCAAGCUGGUAGUCUGUGAUACUGUAGGACUUGCUCACCACAUGGUAGAGCCUGCAUAGAGAAACAGAUUCUCCAACGGAGAAUUACUCACAAUGUAUGGAAAGCAAUAAGGAGAAUCUCAAUGUUGAUCAUGAGAGAGAAACGAUGAUAUACCUACAACGUUUUUUAUUUUGUUUAUUAGUUGUAAGCGAGAAAGUGUUCGCCCUCUUUCAGUCCUGUUGUUUUUAUGUUGCUCGAACCCUUCGUGAUCUCAGAAGAAAAUAUUUUUUUUCAUAACUUUUUAUGAUUAUUAUUUUUUAAUUUAUGCUAUUUGAAGGACUGUUUGUGUUCCUCCAAUAAAGCGUAAAGCCCACUCAAUAAUACAUGUAAUUGUAAACUUUACUUUAGACAUUUUCCGACAUUUUCAGAAAUAAAGAUAAACAACUGAAAAUAACA